Molecule: messenger RNA, 627 nt
Organism: Coprinopsis cinerea okayama7#130
Lineage: Eukaryota; Fungi; Basidiomycota; Agaricomycetes; Agaricales; Psathyrellaceae
Product: mitotic spindle checkpoint protein MAD2
Exons: 5
Coding region: 1-627 (208 amino acids)
Biological process (GO): mitotic spindle assembly checkpoint signaling
Cellular component (GO): nucleoplasm; cytoplasm; kinetochore
Source: RefSeq, a predicted model, not a curated record
AUGGCCAGCAGACAGGCAAACAAACAGGCCAUUACCCUCAAGGGAUCCUGCAAACUCGUCACCGAGUUCUUCAACUAUGCAGCUUCAAGGAUCCUUUUCCAACGAGAAGUAUACCCUUCGGAUGACUUUCAUAUGGUCAAGAAGUAUGGUCAGACGGUGCUCGUAACCCAAGACUUGGCCCUGCAGAAUUACCUCGAAAAGAUCUUAAAGCAAGUGGAGAAGUGGUUACUGACCGGUCAGAUCACGCAACUCGUGCUCGCCAUUAUCUCGAAAGAUUCCAGGACACCCCUGGAACGAUGGGUAUUCGAUGUGAAAUUGGUUGAGCCACCAGCUGGAAGCGCAGGAAAACCCCAACCACCCAAACCUGAGGCGGAAAUCCAAUCAGAAAUUCGUGCGAUUUUGAAGCAAAUCAUCUCGAUGGUUACAUACCUACCAGUUAUACAAGAGCCGACGGUGUUCAACAUCCUUGCGUAUACGUCAGAGUCGGCGGAUGUGCCUGCAGGGGAGUGGGUGGACACGGACCCCCUUGCGAUCGAGGCUGGCAAGAGCCAACAGGUGAAGAUGCGAAGCUUUAGCACGGAUAUUCACCGCAUUGAGGCGAUGGUUGCUUAUCGUUACGAGGAGUAG